GCGGAGACUGUCGGUAGAAGCUGUUUAUAUGCGGAGCUGUCCGGUCACUGGAGACAAGUCAUUGGAUAGUCAGAGACUGAGCUGUGUGUUCGCCGAUCCUGACAAUUCCAGCUGCGCAAUCCAUCCAGGAAGAGAAGGAGAUCCGUAGAGUCGCCGCCAUGUCGGUCACUGUGAAGGCCUAUCUGCUGGGGAAGGACGAGACCCAUAGGGAGAUCAGACGCUUCGCACUGGAGCUGGGCAAAGGGAAGUCUGCCGACCCGGGAUCCAGCUGUGAGCUGCUCAUCAGGAAGGUGACUGAUGUCUUCCAAGGCCUGAGAGGGGGAGCCUUCCAGAUGUUCUACAGAGAUGAAGAGGGGGAUCUGGUUGCCUUCUCCACUGAUGAGGAGCUGAAUAUGGGUCUUGAAAAUCUUAAUGAAGGCGUUUUCCGUGUCUACAUUAAAGAAAGGAAAGACUGUAAGCGUGAGCACCGUGCACACUGCGGACAGGAGACUCCCCAGAAUGUGGUCCACCCUAAUGUGACCUGUGAUGGAUGUGAAGGUGCUGUGGUGGGGAACCGGUACAAGUGCCUGAUUUGCCCAGAUUAUGACCUGUGCAGUACCUGCGAGGGGAAAGGAAUCCAUAAGGAGCACAACAUGAUUAUGUUCCCUACUCCUAUUCCUUUUCCUCGUGGGCGCUGGUUCCGCAAGAUGCAUCAUGGAGUGCCACCUUUCAACUGGAUGAAUGGCUGGGGUUACCCUGGCACAGGCUUUCACUGCCCAAAUUCCCAGCAAACAGGGUGUAACCCAGAACAAUGUCAGACUCCACCUGCAGAAGGUACUGCUCCUAGUUCUUCUCAGCCAUCUCCUGAUCCUAAUGUCACCUUCUUGCAAAAUGUCGGUGAAAGUGUGGCAGCCUUGUUGAGUCCCCUUGGAAUUGAUGUAGACAUUGAUGUUGAACAUGGUGGUAAACGCAGCAAGAUUGCAACCCCGCCAUCUGGUUCUGAAGCUAAAGAUUCCCAACCAAACAGCUCAUCCUUCACUUCACACCCUCAGAAUGUUAACAGCAGACCUGAAAAUGAGGAGUGUAUGGAUACAGAUGCCAUUGCUAAACGGAUGAAAGAUGUUUCUUUGAACCCCUCUGUUCAAAAUGAAAAUGAACAAAGUGAACACAACAGCAAUGCAUCAGGUGGUGAGGAUGACUGGACUCAUGUCUCCCCCAAAGAGGUGGACCCGUCAACUGGUGAGCUACAGUCCCUUCAACCAGACACAGAGGAACCCAGUUCUUUAGACCCAAACAGACCCAUUCAUGCUCCCACAGGUCUCAGAGAAGCUGCUAUUUAUCCACACCUCCCAGCAGAAGCAGAUCCUCAGCUCAUUGAAACACUAUCACAGAUGCUGUCCAUGGGUUUCACAGACGAGGGAGGCUGGCUCACGAGGCUACUGGAAGCAAAACAAUAUGACAUUGGGUCGGCUCUCGAUGCCAUGAAGUCUGUGCGGAAUCUUCCUCAAUAAUAGCAUCAGCACAUUUCUGUUUCUAUCUUAACUCUGCCUUUCUUACGUUGCUAUAAUAUAUAAUUAUAGACUGAUAUUCAUACCACAGCUCCACAGAUGGUGGAGACGAUCAUGUGCAGUCAGAUUGUUAUUUCAAACAUUGCAGUUUGAAAGGAAGUUUAAACUGCAAAUCCGAAAGCAACGCUUUACAGCUUUCAGUUUAAUGGAAACCUAAGUUGUUGUUGUUUUGGUAUUCAUCAUCACCUGUGAAGCGAACCAUAGAAAACUACCAGUGAUGAGCAGUUAAUUACAGCUUGCUACACAAAGUAACUUUUAUUGGUCAACUACUGUAGUACCAUUUUUGGUUCAUGCCCAUUUUCAUUUUUUUUCUUUUUAUUCCCCCCCCCCC
This is a messenger RNA of Rana temporaria (common frog), 1878 nucleotides long. It is a transcript of the gene SQSTM1, whose product is annotated as sequestosome 1. Lineage: Eukaryota; Metazoa; Chordata; Amphibia; Anura; Ranidae. The transcript is spliced from 8 exons. Gene Ontology annotation, molecular function: protein kinase C binding; zinc ion binding; K63-linked polyubiquitin modification-dependent protein binding. The coding region runs from base 159 to 1490 and encodes 443 amino acids. The record is from RefSeq and is a predicted model, not a curated record. Gene Ontology annotation, cellular component: amphisome; aggresome. Gene Ontology annotation, biological process: aggrephagy; mitophagy; endosome organization.